Molecule: messenger RNA, 1603 nt
Organism: Dinoponera quadriceps
Lineage: Eukaryota; Metazoa; Arthropoda; Insecta; Hymenoptera; Formicidae
Gene: Wbp2
Product: WW domain-binding protein 2
Exons: 4
Coding region: 159-1001 (280 amino acids)
Biological process (GO): positive regulation of DNA-templated transcription
Cellular component (GO): nucleus
Molecular function (GO): chromatin DNA binding; transcription coactivator activity
Source: RefSeq, a predicted model, not a curated record
UCCCGUGGGGGCGCUUGCGAUGUAAGAUGGAGGUGACGUCAGUCUUAUCACUCUUAUUGUUCUCGGCUGUCUUGGAAGUUCUCGAGGAGCGACGUCCACGAAGGAACGUCGCGAGUUUUGACGUUUCCGUCGUGUACCCGCGGCAGACGUAGGCCAAUAUGUCAUUGAACACGGCGCACACCAAUGGGGGAGUUCUUCUCCAUUCUGGCGAAUGCAUCAUACUCUUCUGCGACAAUGUCAGCAUGGAAUUUCACGGACAGGAGCAGGCGGAGUUUAUCGGCAAGAAGCAAGGCAGAUUAUACCUGACGACGCACAGGAUGAUCUUCAACGCGAAAGAUCAGAAGGAGAGGAUGCAGUCGUUCAGCUUUCCGUUUGUCACAUUGAGCGAGGUCGGUGUGGAGCAGCCGAUUUUUGGCGCUAAUUUCCUCGGGGGCAAGUGCCGUGCACAGCCCAAUGGUAACUGGAUCGGCGAGUGCAAAUUCAAAUUGAAGUUCAAGAGCGGCGGCGCGAUAGAAUUUGCAACGGCUCUGCAAAGAGCUGCGUUGAUGGCUCAACGCAAUGGCCCACCCAAUGACGCGCCACCACCAUACACACCUCCGACAUCAGAAUGGUAUCCGGCACAACCUUCGGCUUAUCAACCACCACCUACUGGAUAUUAUGGAUGGAUGCCUCCGACUAAUGUGUUUCCAGAUGUUCCGCCAGGAAAUACCGUCUUCGUGACGGACAGUCCGCCACCGUAUCCAGGCAUACAUCCAUAUGCGUGCGGACCGCCGCAACAAGGUCCCGGCGGCGCAAUGGGACAGCCAGGUGCACCCGGAUGGGCCAAUCCGAGUUACAACGGCCAGCCGAUGUCUCAAGGUGCGUAUCCCGGCGGUUACGGGCAACCGCCUCACAGCGGUUAUCCGUUAAACCCACCACCGUACUCACCGUAUCCGCAAGUCAAUGCACAGGGUGGAUCUUAUCAGCAACCAGGAUACACUCCGUACCCACCUCACUACUAAUGAAUUGUAAUGAAUGCGUAAUAUACGUGUAAAUUGUGUGCCUGUUCGUUCAAUAAUAAUAAUAAGCUAUGAACCAACAAUAUGUGGCGAAGAAAAAGAAAAGAAAAUAUAACGCUUCUCUGAAGAUGCCAUGUCGAAUUAUGUGUGAGCAAUAUGCAGAUAUUUUCAAAGUACCUCCCGCUUAGAGGAGAGUUUACAAAAGAACGUUCUCAAUUGAGGAAGGAAAACGAGCGACUUUGCAUUAGCUUGCUUUUUGGGGGACAGCGCAUCGCUGCCUCUUCUUUUUUUUUUAUUCAUCGCCGGUAUCGACGGAGUCGUUCCUUUCUUUGUUCAACAUUCUGUGGUACAACAAAGAUGGAGCGACGCCGCCAGUCACACUGACAGUGAAUAGUAAAGAAAUGUGCAGCUUGUACACGCUAAGACGAGCAUACGUAUUUUUCUAAAUGCCGACAGCUCGCACAAUGUAUUUGUCCGCAAUUACGCUGAAUGCACGUAUUGCCGGAUUAUUAUUCUUCCGUUAAUUCCACCAAAUUAUAAGACACGUUAUAUUAGAUUAUCAGCAACAAACAAUAUUACGAUAUUAAAUGUUAAUUGAAGGACAA